GCGAUAUCGAUUCGCGCGCCCUAAGUCUUGCUUUCUUAUCUUUUUCUCCCCCUUUGUUGUCUUAUCUCUGGCGAGCUUCACCUACUUUUUUCCUUGCCUUUUUGCUGUUGAAAGGUUCACUGCUACCCGAAGAGAAAGGAAGGACAGAGGUGUUUGUGAUCACCCCGCCAAAUUGAAGAGAUGGACGCUCUUGAGCUGGAGACGGCCAAGCAGAGCCCUACCAUUGAGACGGCCAAGGAUCUUUUCUCUGGUGCUGUUGGAGGAAUUGCGCAGGUCUUGAUUGGUCAACCCUUUGACAUUGUCAAGGUCCGACUGCAAACUACAACGCAAUACUCGUCUGCCAUCAACGCCGCCACCACAAUCUACAAGAACGAGGGUGCCCUCGCCUUUUACAAGGGAACGCUUACACCACUCAUCGGUAUCGGAGCCUGUGUUUCCGUUCAAUUCGGUGCCUUCAACGCCGCGAAGCGCUGGUUCCAAACUCGCAACAACGGAGCCGAACUGUCUUAUCCUCAAUACGGUGCCGCGGGUGCGUUUGCUGGUGUCUCCAACUCGGUCCUCUCAGGUCCCAUCGAGCAUAUCCGUAUCCGCCUUCAGAGCCAGCCUCAUGGCGCCGGUCGUCUAUACGAUGGUCCUGGUGACUGUAUUCGUAAACUUGGAGCUCACAAUGGUGUUCUGAGUGGCAUCUACCGCGGUCAGGCUGUCACCAUCUGGCGAGAGGCUUUCGCCUACGGUUCCUGGUUCACUGCCUUUGAGUAUAUGAUGAACUCGGACGCUGCUCGCAAUAAGAUCGACCGCAAGGAUAUCCCUGCUUACAAGAUUGCUCUUUACGGUGGUCUUGCUGGUGAAGUUCUCUGGCUUUCCAGCUAUCCCUUCGAUGUCAUCAAGAGCAAGAUGCAGACCGACGGCUUCGGUGCCAACCAAAAAUACGCCACUAUGCGAGAUUGCUUCGCAAAGACUUGGCGAGCUGAGGGGGCGGCUGGCUUCUGGAAGGGUAUCGGACCUACCCUGGCGCGAGCUAUGCCUGUCAGCGCGGGAACUUUCAUUGUUGUCGAGAUGACCAUGCGAGCUCUUAACAGCUAAACAAAAGCGAACAGUGCGGAAAACAGAAUCUGGUUGAUCUUUUGAUGCAAUAAAACGUAUUGGGGGGUUCAAUGGUUAGAACAAAAAGGGAAAUGAUAUUUU
Molecule: messenger RNA, 1185 nt
Organism: Fusarium oxysporum Fo47
Lineage: Eukaryota; Fungi; Ascomycota; Sordariomycetes; Hypocreales; Nectriaceae
Product: organic acid transporter
Exons: 2
Coding region: 181-1083 (300 amino acids)
Biological process (GO): mitochondrial L-ornithine transmembrane transport
Molecular function (GO): L-ornithine transmembrane transporter activity
Source: RefSeq, a predicted model, not a curated record